Nerophis ophidion (straightnose pipefish) is the source of this 2776-nucleotide messenger RNA. It is a transcript of the gene rars1, whose product is annotated as arginyl-tRNA synthetase 1. Gene Ontology annotation, molecular function: arginine-tRNA ligase activity; ATP binding. The record is from RefSeq and is a predicted model, not a curated record. Gene Ontology annotation, biological process: arginyl-tRNA aminoacylation. The transcript is spliced from 17 exons. Bases 105 to 2240 code for a protein of 711 amino acids. NCBI's taxonomy places the organism in Eukaryota, Metazoa, Chordata, Actinopteri, Syngnathiformes, Syngnathidae. Gene Ontology annotation, cellular component: cytoplasm.
UAAAAAGUUGGGCUUUACUUCCUGCUGUUAGUUUAGUUUCAUCAGCCGCGUCCAUUGGGCACACAUUUCACUCCAAUUGAGUUUUCAUCCCCCGGUGCUUCGGAAUGAUGGGAGACGGUGUGACCGACUUCUCGGCGCGGCAGGAGCAGCAGAUUCCUGAAGGUGAAACUUUACUAUGGAUCAGAGCGCGGUCAAGCGAACAUGAAUCACGACGGAAUGUCAACCAGCAGGUUUCGCUGCCGUCGACUACCCUGAGACACUGCGCGUCAAGACACCCGUGGACACACCCCUCCGACUAUAAGGAGCACGAGAUAAAGAGUCUCUCCGCAGAGAUCGAGUGUCUAAAGAAUCCCCAGAAGUUGAGUCCAUCUUCACAUUUGGAUGAUUUACGAGAGGAAAACUCCAGGCUCAAAUAUCGCCUCAACAUCCUCAAGAGGAGUCUCCAGGCGGAAACCCCUCAUUGCGAGACCUCCAUGAUGAACAUCAACCAGCGGCUCCAGGAGAUUUUUGGCGAGGCCAUCAGGGCUUCUUGCCCAGAACUGGACAGCCCGCCGCUGGCCGUCACACCCAACCAGCAGGCCAAGUUUGGAGACUACCAGUGUAACAGCGCCAUGGCCAUGGCCCAGAUGCUGAAAGCAAAAGGUAUGAAGGUCAACCCGAGGGAGAUCGCAGAGAAGAUCAUUCGGAACCUUCCGGAAAACGAACUCAUCGAGAAAACCGAAAUCGCAGGACCAGGCUUCAUCAACAUCCACCUGAAGAGAGCGUUUGUGUCUAGGCUGUUAAGCAACCUGCUGGUCAACGGUGUGCAGCCACCCCCACUGGCCUUCAGGAAGCGGGUCGUGGUAGACUUCUCAUCUCCCAACAUCGCCAAAGAGAUGCAUGUAGGUCACCUGCGCUCCACCAUCAUCGGGGAAAGCAUGUGUCGACUCUUUGAGUUUCUGGGCUACGACGUGGUCAGGUUGAACCAUGUUGGAGAUUGGGGAACACAGUUCGGCAUGCUCAUCGCACACCUCCAGGACAAAUUCCCAAACUACCUGACGGUGUCGCCGCCCAUCGGGGACUUGCAGGCCUUUUACAAAGAGUCCAAAAAGCGUUUUGACGAGGAGGAGGACUUCAAGAAGCGAGCGUACCAGUGUGUGGUCAGGCUGCAGAGCAAAGAAGCAGACUUCCUCAAAGCCUGGAACCUCAUCUGUGACGUCUCCAGGAAAGAGUUCCAGAAAGUUUACGAAUGCCUGGACGUACACAUCACAGAGCGAGGGGAGUCUUAUUACCAGGAGAUGAUGAAGGAGGUGGUAAAGGAGUUUGAUCAGAAAGGCCUGACCGAGAUGGACGAGGGUCGCAAGAUUGUGUUCGCCCCGGGUCAGUCCAUCCCACUCACCAUCGUCAAGUCGGACGGCGGCUACACCUACGACACGUCGGACCUCGCUGCUAUACGCCAGCGGAUCUUCGACGAGAAGGCCGACAUCAUCAUCUACGUGACGGACAGCGGGCAGGCCACACACUUCCAGGUGGUGUUUGCUGCCGCUAAGAUGAUCGGCUGGUAUGACCCCGAGGUGACCCGUGUGGAACAUGCGGGAUUCGGAGUGGUGCUGGGCGAAGACAAGAAGAAGUUUAAGACUCGCUCUGGCGAAACGGUGCGACUCAUGGACCUGCUGGAGGAGGGACUGAAGAGAUCCAUGGACAAACUUAAAGAUAAAGAGCGAGACAAGGUUCUGACCCCAGAGGAGCUGAUCAAAGCUCAGAGGUCAGUUGCGUUCGGAUGCAUCAAAUAUGCCGACCUCUCUCACAACCGCAUCAACGACUACGUCUUCUCCUUCGACAAGAUGCUGGACGACCGCGGCAACACGGCGGCGUACCUUCUCUACGCCUUCACUCGCAUCAGGUCCAUUGCUCGCUUGGCGAACAUCGACGAGGCCACGCUGAGGAAGGCGGCCGAGACCACUGAGGUACUUUUGGACCACGAGAAGGAGUGGAAGCUGGGGAAGUGCAUCCUUCGCUUUCCAGAGAUCCUGCAGAAGAUUCUGGACGACCUGCUGCUACACACACUCUGCGACUACCUGUAUGAGCUGGCCACCACCUUCACCGAGUUCUACGACAGCUGCUACUGCGUGGAGAAGGACCGGCAAACAGGUGAGGUGGUGAAGGUGAACAUGUGGAGGAUGCUGCUCUGUGAUGCGGCGGCUUCCAUAAUGGCCAAAGGUUUUGACAUUCUUGGCAUUAACCCGGUCCAGAGGAUGUGAGCCUCGCUGCAUUUCUGUAUGAUCAAAUCACUCAUGAUUGAGGACCUUUUUUUUUUUUUAUUAAAAAGAAAUAUUGAAAACAAGCGAUGUAUCUUAUCUCGGGAUAUUAGUUAGCUACAUGUUCCAAAUGACAUCACUUUUGUGUGACUGUGGGGUAUAUUUAAUUAAAAGGCUUUACACACUGCAAGUACCUUUGCCAGAGUCUAUUUUACCCAGCAGGAGGGCUUUGUGGCUGUGUGGAUAUAACACUUGGAUGACUUUGGUAGUUGGCACAAAUCAUAGGAUAGUUGUUUUAUGAGUUCUUAUGCCUCAGGGACAGAACACUUUGUUUAAAAAAACAAAACAUCCUUUUUGUCAACCAGAAUGUCACAGCUGCGAAUUUGGCUGUAUGGUAAAUUUAUAAAAAGUCCGCUGUCAAAUGAUGUAUCACUUCCAUGCAUCAUUUAAGUUUACUUUUAAAAUAAAAAAAACCCUGAUAUUUUGACACAAAUGCAUUUUGAUUGCUAGAACGUCAUAAAGGAACAUGUUUUACUUGA